Molecule: messenger RNA, 525 nt
Organism: Aureobasidium pullulans EXF-150
Lineage: Eukaryota; Fungi; Ascomycota; Dothideomycetes; Dothideales; Saccotheciaceae
Exons: 2
Coding region: 1-525 (174 amino acids)
Source: RefSeq, a predicted model, not a curated record
AUGCCGCCGCUCCUGCACUUGGAGUGGUUUGAUGCAAGCCUGGAUGUGCUUCAACUGCCCUUAAAGCCCUUGAACCAUGUGGUAAGCUCUCUCUACCCGCCUUGCUCAAAACGUAUACAAGCUAUUGGUGAAACUCUCAACGGUAAGUGGUUAUUGGAGAUUGCUAUUGCAUCUCUGCGGUUGUCCAUGCGGUUGGUGUUGUGUUUGGGCAUUGAUGAGAGAAGAGACAUUAUGGUGACAGCUUUGGUUCUAUGGUUGGACCAAGCAGAAGGAGCGCUCGAGCAAGAACGUAUGGACUCAACAAACAGUAAGGUCAAUGAAGCAAGCACGGCCUAUCUCGCGAGGAAAGACCUACCAUGGUCAGCCCGGCGCGAGUGCCCCGUAGCUAAAGACGAGUCCAGUCGCGAUGCAGCAGAUGAUCCAGAAGCUCCAAAUCCUAACCAGAACAUGAUGUUUCGGCUUCGAGCAUUAGCUAGAGAUGUCCAGAUGCAAGAUCUAUUCCCGGAUCCCAAAUAUUUACUGUGA